Molecule: messenger RNA, 1227 nt
Organism: Aspergillus tubingensis
Lineage: Eukaryota; Fungi; Ascomycota; Eurotiomycetes; Eurotiales; Aspergillaceae
Product: aminoalcoholphosphotransferase
Exons: 7
Coding region: 1-1227 (408 amino acids)
Biological process (GO): phospholipid biosynthetic process
Cellular component (GO): membrane
Molecular function (GO): phosphotransferase activity, for other substituted phosphate groups
Source: RefSeq, a predicted model, not a curated record
AUGGUGUACAUUCGCCAGCAUCAACUACCCAAGCUGCGGGAAUACCGUUAUGCAGGAGUCGAUCUUUCUCUUGUUAGCCGCUAUGUCCUCAAGCCGUUCUAUAAUAACUUUGUGAUCAAGUUCUUCCCUAUGAGCAUGGCUCCUAAUGCCAUUACCCUGACUGGGUUCUUCUUUGUGGUAGUCAACUUCAUCACCAUUCUCUGGUACAACCCGACCCUAGACCAGGACUGCCCGCCCUGGGUCUAUGCCAGUUGCGCCAUCGGGUUGUUCCUUUACCAGACGUUUGACGGCGUAGACGGCAUCCAAGCGCGGAGAACCAAGCAAAGCGGUCCUCUGGGUGAGCUGUUUGAUCACAGUGUCGAUGCAUGCAACACGGCCUUGGGAGUUUUGAUCUUUGCGGCGGCUAUGAACCUCGGCCAAUCUUGGGCAACUGUGUUGACCCUUUUCGGAUCGACUAUGACCUUUUAUGUCCAGACCUGGGAUGAAUACUAUACCCAGGUGUUGACUCUGGGAAUCAUCUCGGGCCCCGUCGAGGGUGUCCUCACUCUCUGCGUUGUGUUUGGCUUCACGGCCUACAUGGGCGGUGGCAGCUUCUGGCAUCGCUCCAUGCUGGAGACCGUUGGGGUUCCCAAGUUGGCCUUCAUCCCAGAGCACAUCUACGACAUGGCCUUUACGCAGUGGUAUCUCGUCUACGGCGGAGUCCUCCUGUUCUUCGCCACCGCCUCUAGCAUCGUGCAUGUCAUGCAGGUGCGCCGCGAGCGUGGUCAGGAUCCAAUCAAGCCCCUGUAUGGCCUACUCCCCCUGGUCGCGGUGUGGACUCUUGUGCCGGCUUAUCUUUACCUGCAACCCACCAUCCUGGAGAACUACAUGGUCCCAUUCUGCCUGUACGUCGGCAUGAUCAAUGCGUACGCCGUGGGCAAGAUGAUCUGCGCGCACCUGGUCAAGGCCAGCUUCCCUUACUUCAACAUGCUCCUGAUCCCUCUUGCUUUGGCAGUGCUCGACAGCGCUGGUGCGGUCUUUGGGUACUGGCCGAGUCUUCUGGGUGACGGAGUGAGGCAGAUUGCUUUCGUCUGGGUGUGCCUGGGUCUGUCGAUCGGCGUUUACGGCAGCUUCGUGCACGACAUCAUCACGACGAUAUGCGACUAUAUUGAUAUUUGGUGCUUGACAAUCAAGCAUCCUCACGUGGAAGUGGUGGCCGCCAAUGGAGAGGCGAAGAAGUCGAACUAA